This is a messenger RNA of Exophiala aquamarina CBS 119918, 855 nucleotides long. RefSeq lists its product as uncharacterized. The coding region runs from base 1 to 855 and encodes 284 amino acids. The transcript is spliced from 2 exons. Lineage: Eukaryota; Fungi; Ascomycota; Eurotiomycetes; Chaetothyriales; Herpotrichiellaceae. The record is from RefSeq and is a predicted model, not a curated record.
AUGGCCGCAAUUAUGAACCCUCCCUUUCAGUCUUGGCCACAAACUCAACCAACUCAUAAUAUGAGUUGGGGAGACCCUCAUUUGCAGUACACUCAACAACCUAUGAUGGCGACUCUAAUGCAGCCAAUUAGACCUCCAUCGAUACAGGCUACUCUCAUGCAAAGGGAGCAGGUGCCACGACCGGGUCAAAGUGGGCCAUGGACGCCAGAGGAAGAUGCCAUCCUUUUGGAAGAACGAAGCCGUGGGUCAGCUUGGGAUGACAUUCAUAAUCGGCACUUCCCGGGAAAAUCAGGAAAUGCCUGUCGCAAGCGACAUGAGAGGUUGUUGACCAAGGCACGUGACACAAACUGGGACGAUACCAGAAUCAACAAUCUCCUGGUUGUCUACAGUCGUCAUCGCGAGAGUGUGUGGAGGCAGGUGGCGGAUGAAGUGGGAGAGAAAUGGGAGGAUGUUGAGCGAGUGGCUGAUUCGUGUGAAUGGCAGAUACUUCAACAACGGCUUCGAAAUCUGCGUGUGGGAGUUCGCCCUGGACAACAUAGAAGAACCAGGUCACGCACGAGCUCCAAUCCAGCCGUGUUUGGCGAGUAUGAACGCCAAUCGUCCCAAGACGAACUCGAGCACACCGACGACAGUGGUAUUGCCCUGGGUCAAGGUGGACAUAGUCGACGCACAAGUGAGCUAGGGACGAACGUGCUUCAACCACACAACACAACUGUCACCACGACCAGUCUUCCCAGCGUCGACCACAUCUUGUCGGAGCCGCUGAAGCUUGAGUAUCUGUCUUCAGAUCAUCACCACGGCCAUGGCUAUCACUCAGACCCUCGAGUCGGAAACGGGUACAGCUAUUCACACUGA